AUGAUGUAUGGUGUUAAUUCUUCUUUUCAUAAUGCUCAAAGUCGAGGUUUGAAAUGUCAACACUUUCCAGGUGACAAUGCCAACAAUACGAUUUUAAUGGCUGCUGAUUAUAUCGGAGCUGCUGAAAUAGCUGGUGAAAAUAACACGCUCUAUUACUGA
Messenger RNA from Plasmopara halstedii, 159 nucleotides. RefSeq lists its product as uncharacterized. The record is from RefSeq and is a predicted model, not a curated record. Bases 1 to 159 code for a protein of 52 amino acids. The transcript is spliced from 2 exons. NCBI's taxonomy places the organism in Eukaryota, Oomycota, Peronosporomycetes, Peronosporales, Peronosporaceae.